AUCGGGAAUGAUACAAAACAAGUCAAAAAAAUAAGUCCAAAAUGAAUUUCGUAAAUAAAGUUACGAUACUGAUUGUCAGCAUUCUUCUUAUUGCUAAAAUAGAAACAAUUGAUGCGGACAAAUACGAUGAAGAAGCCAGUAUAUACCUAAAAUAUACAAAUGAAAAAAGAUACAAAAGAUCAGAAAACGCAAUAGAGAAUUUCACCACAACUGAAGUAGCGCCACAUGAGAACACAACAGAAGAAUGUGUCGGACAAAAGGAAUUUUGCAACUUAUCACGAGAGGAAUACAUCACAAUGUUGAAUGACUACAUUUAUCCACACACGUACGAAUGGGUUCUGAUAGGCACGCACACCUUGGUAUUUAUCACGGGAUUGGUGGGGAAUGCUUUAGUGUGCGUUGCAGUGUACAGGAAUCACAGUAUGAGAACUGUCACGAACUAUUUUAUAGUGAACUUGGCUGUGGCGGACUUUAUGGUGAUUCUGUUUUGUUUGCCCGCUACCGUUCUGUGGGAUGUCACCGAGACGUGGUUCCUGGGAGAUGUGCUGUGCAAAAUGCUGCUCUAUUUUCAGUCAGUAUCAGUGACGGUGUCAGUUCUGACGCUGACCUUCAUCUCCGUGGACCGCUGGUACGCCAUCUGCUUCCCGCUCAAGUUCAAGUCCACGACAGGACGCGCCAAGACCGCCAUCCUUAUCAUAUGGGCUUUGGCUUUGACAUUUAAUGCUCCAGAGCUGGUCGUUCUAACGACUGAGAAGUCAGUACCUCUACGCUUCGAGCUAGAGUACCUAGUCCAGUGCAUCGCGACCUGGUCUUCAAACAGCGACCUUGUGUGGCACAUCAUUAAAGUCAUUUUUAUUUACACACUUCCCCUACUGCUGAUGACCGUAGCGUAUUACCAAAUAGUGAAGGUACUAUGGCGGUCAGAGAAGAUACCGGGGCAAGCAGAAACUAUUAAGUUGGCGCCUGCUGAACAAACUCAACUGCGUUCCAGGAGGAAGGCAGCCAAGAUGUUGGUGGCUGUUGUCGUCAUGUUUGCAGUUUGUUACUUCCCUGUCCAUCUCCUUUCAGUGCUCAGGUACACCCUUGACAUGGAACAAUCAGAUGUGAUCACCUGUCUUGCUCUGAUCUCCCAUGUGAUGUGCUACGCUAAUUCUGCCAUCAAUCCUUUGAUCUACAACUUCAUGAGUGGAAAAUUCCGUCGUGAAUUCCGUCGGGCGUUCUGCUGCUCUACAGCCAGCGAUUUAGAAACCUUCACAACGUUGACCCGUAUCACGACCUCAAAAAAGCGACCUUGCGACCUUAUGACCUUCGACACGAAGGCCCAAGGUCGAAACGUGUGUAACACUACCUUUAUUCACAAUAGUUAUAAGGACAGGUAUAUACUAACAUAAUUCUUUAUUUAUUUGGUCAUUAAAGUAAUUUUAAGUGGAUAAUAAUUUAAAUUCUACAUUAUGUAUAAGUAAUUAUAACAGUAAGUAUAAAUAGUGAGACAUACUAAAUUAAUUGAUAAUA
Messenger RNA from Spodoptera exigua (beet armyworm), 1512 nucleotides. The record is from the annotation of a GenBank genome assembly. NCBI's taxonomy places the organism in Eukaryota, Metazoa, Arthropoda, Insecta, Lepidoptera, Noctuidae.